AUGAUUUCGCCAACUGUGGCUGGGAGCAGGCAUUUUGGCAGACACCUCGGCUCGCUUCUCGUCGUUGCUGCGCUUUGUGUCGCCUUGGUCAACGGCCAAGCAGAGACCAAAGCCUCACCGUCGCCCUCGCCUUUGCCCUCGCCGUCUCCUACAACGACGCCGCCGCUGGCCGAGGAGCAGGAAAAGUACUCUUCUCUGGCACUCUUUGUCGUUCUGUCGCUCCUUAUUGGCAGCUUCUGGACGAGCUACUACCUCAAAGUCAAGCGCAUCACGGCCGUUCAUGAGACGAUCGUCGGCCUCUUUGCAGGCAUGUUCGUUGGCGCAGCGCUGCGGGUCGGGCCGGGCGAACAGGUGCAGAAGAUGCUCAGCUUCAGCAAUACUAUCAUGCUCAACGUGCUGCUGCCGCCCAUUAUCCUUGCUAGCGGCUACGAUCUUCGCCAGGAGAACUUCUUUCGCAACUUCGGUAUCAUCCUGACGUUUGCCUUCGCGGGCACUUUCAUCAGCGCCGUCGUCGUGGGCGUCAUCGUAUACCUCUGGUCGCUCCUUCACCUUGAGUCACUCUCGCUGACGCUGCUCGAGUGUCUCAUCUUUGGCUCUACGCUCAGCGCCACAGACCCCGUGACGAUCCUGGCCAUCUUCAAUACGUACAAGGUGGACCCGGAGCUAUACAGCAUCAUCUUUGGAGAGUCUCUCCUCAAUGAUGCAGUCUCCAUUGUCAUGUUCGACGUCCUGUCCACCUUUCGCGGCAAGGCCAUCAGCAUCGCCUCGCUCUUCCACGGUAUGGGCCUCUUCCUCUUCGUCUUCACCUUCAGCAUGGCCCUGGGCGUCGGCUUCGGUCUCUGCUGCUCGUUGAUGCUCAAGCACAGCCGCCUGUCGACGUAUCCACAGCUUGAGAGCUGUCUGGUGGCCCUCAUCGCGUACACCAGCUACUUCUUCAGCAACGGCGUCACGAUGAGCGGCAUUGUCAGCCUCCUCUUUUGUGGUAUCACUCUCAAACACUACGCAUAUCACAACAUGUCGAGAAGGACCCAACGUGCGACAAAGUACAUCUUCCAGACGCUUGCCAAUCUGUCGGAGAACUUCAUCUUCAUCUAUCUCGGACUCAGUCUGUUCACGCAGACGACGCUCGUCUACAAGCCCAUCUUCAUCUGCAUCACUGUCGCUGCCGUCGUCUUUUCGCGCUAUGCCGCAGUGUUCCCCAUUGCCGCAUUCAUCAACAUGAUCAAGCGAGCACGACUUCGUCGUCGGAGCCGGACCCGGUCGGGAGCCGGCCAUCUGCGCCAGGCGAGCCAGAACAACUCCGACGAAGAGCUGCCGCGCGAGUACCAGAUGAUGCUCUUUUGGGCUGGGCUUCGCGGUGCCGUCGGCUUUGCCCUGUCAGCCGGUAUCGAGGGCCAGAACGCGGAGGCGCUCCAGACGACGGUGUUGGUGGCCGUCGUCAUCACCGUCAUCGUGUUUGGAGGCACGACUGCGCAGAUGCUCGAGAUUCUCGGCAUCAAGACGGGUGUCGAGGACGAUGAGGGCGAUUCCACAGACGAGGAGGAGGCUGCCGAGAUUGCUCAAGCGAGGUUGAGGAGCAUGCGAAGGAGACGCACAUACGCCAACGGGGCAGGUGGUCAUAGCAAGAACAUUUCCUCUGCUUCGUCGAGCAGCGCGAUGCUGAGGGGCGUUGGCAGCACGUACAGGGACGAGGAAGACAUGCCGGGGACCGCACCGGCAGCGCUAGGGUCGCGGCCGCAGCAGUGGGCCAGCCCACAAUCGACGUAUGACGACGAUGACGAUGAUGAACGUUCUUCGUCGAGCUCAACAGAGGUUCUCCCCUCUGCUCGCCGGUCUUCGUCUGCCAUCUACGGUGGCGGCAUUGGAACACCGGAAUCAGCGAGUCGACGGGCGAGUAUCGGCGAUGCGCUCAGCAACGUCGCCGACUUGGGCCCAGAAGCCUUUGCGGGCGAGGAGGAACGACGUAGUGUGGGCAAGUUCCUGCAACGCGCCGGCCUCAUCGUCCGGGACGGCCGCUGGUUCUCGACGCUGGACCAGCGCUACUUGACGCCGCUCUUCACCAACAGCGUGGCGAGCAGGAAGCACGAGGAGCGGCGAGCGAUGCGGAGGAGCGAGGUCGCCCUCGCACGCGAGGAAGAGGAGCAGGGCGCUGGCUCGUCGUCGGGCCGAAGCGCGUGGCGCGACUCGAUGAGCGCAAUGGGCACAAGUUCCAGCCGGCCGGGUUUGGGCCCAAACGACUCGCUGGGACCCCUGGGCCAGGAGAGGGACGCAGACGUGCUCGAGGAAGAAGACGAAGAGGACGACGGCGAUGCAUGCACGGGUGCCGCGGCAGAGACGGGCCAGCUCAAGAGGCUCAACAGCACCGGCAACGCAACGCCCAGGCGGACGCACAGCAGAACGGGGUCCGACGACCAGAUGGGCAGCGACGGAUAUGGAGGCGCAGCAGCAGCAGCAUCAGGUAAAGGAGGGGGGGCCGGAGGAGGGGGAGGUGUGGCUGGUGCAUUUGCCCCUUCGUCUUCAUCAUCAACGACGGCACCCUCUACCGGGCGGAGAGGAAGUCGGCUAGUAGACCUCUGA
This is a messenger RNA of Acaromyces ingoldii, 2577 nucleotides long. Its product is annotated as sodium/hydrogen exchanger. Gene Ontology annotation, biological process: vacuolar acidification; proton transmembrane transport; sodium ion transport. Lineage: Eukaryota; Fungi; Basidiomycota; Exobasidiomycetes; Exobasidiales; Cryptobasidiaceae. Gene Ontology annotation, molecular function: sodium:proton antiporter activity. Bases 1 to 2577 code for a protein of 858 amino acids. The record is from RefSeq and is a predicted model, not a curated record. The transcript is spliced from 3 exons. Gene Ontology annotation, cellular component: late endosome; early endosome; fungal-type vacuole membrane.